Messenger RNA from Haemonchus placei, 579 nucleotides. The record is from the annotation of a GenBank genome assembly. NCBI's taxonomy places the organism in Eukaryota, Metazoa, Nematoda, Chromadorea, Rhabditida, Trichostrongylidae.
AUGAAUCUCUACACGGAAGCUGGAGGCCUUUUUGGCACACACGUUACAUGGAGUGACAUCGAAGGAGACAUGCAACGCGAACUAAACACCACCGCUUCAUUCGGACCAAAUAAGUCGGCUAAAGAUAUAGGAGAAUGCAGUAUUUAUCACAUGAAGAAGUUUACCGAUUCCAAUCCACUUAAAGGAUAUAUAAUCAUGGAGUAUAUUGAAAACAUAGUCUCUGUACAUUUCUAUGAAAUACUUACACCGGCUGAAGUGGAACAGGUUUAUAUAUUCAAGAUUCUCCGCAACAAAGCCGUUCUUGAAGCGACCACGCUAAACUUCACAUCAGAGGAAAAAAAACAGCUCGCAGAAUCUUCUUUCGAGGAGUAUUAUGCAGCAUUCUUCUCAACAGAGGCAGUGGAACUUGUAAUGGCCGCAUUCCGAAACUUCGAAAGUGGCAGAUUCAGAGAAAAAGCUUUUCGUUUGGAGAAGAUUGUCUCAGAUUUGAGUGACUUAUCAAGAGUGGAUUCACUCUCGGAAGAGUGUGCAACUUUGAGUACUUUAAGCACUGUUAUCAAAUGUCGUAAUCCAGGUUGA